GUUUGACUAUUACGUCAGCACGUUGGUGUACAUGCGGAUGUGUGUGACAGACGAGCGCGCCAAAAGUGUCCCAACAACAGCAGCAGGAAGACAAAGGAGUUUUAAAACAGACAUUAUCGAACUUAUUUCGGAGCGUGUAACGAAAGCAAGCGUCGACAGGAUGGGUUUGCUGGAGCGGUGUCAGGAGCUGUUCAAGGCGGGGGGCUUGUACCAGGUGCUCGGCGUCCACAAGGAGGCCACGGAGGCAGAGAUCCGCAGAGGUUACUACAAGUUGUCGCUUAAAGUGCACCCGGACCGCGCUCCUGAGGACCCCAAUGCCACUGAGAAGUUCCAGUUGUUAGGAAAGGUGUAUGCCGUGCUGAGCGACGAGGAGCAGAGGGCCAUUUAUGACGAGCAGGGCUUGGUGUGUGAAGAGUCUGAUGCCCUGAGUCAGGACCGCUGCUGGAGCGACUACUGGAGGCUGGUCUUCCCCAAGAUCAGCCGGCAGAAAAUCAUUGACUUUGAGAGGAAAUACAAGGGCUCUGAGGAGGAGAAGGCAGACUUACUCAAGCUGUACACGCAGCACCAGGGGGACUUGGACAUCAUCAUGGAGUGUGCCUUCUUCAGCUCCCAGGAAGAGGAACCCAGGCUGUGUGACAUCAUCUGGGACGCCAUCCGGAGCAAGGAGGUCCCGGAGUUUUCCGCCUUCACUAAGGAGAGCAAUAAAAAGAGCAGGGCUCGGAAGAGGAGGGCUGACAGAGAGAAACAGGAAGCAGAGGAGCUGAAGAGAGAGCUGGGUCUGGACGAGGUCGGACUGGACGAGGAAGAUAAUGGUCUGGCCAUGAUGAUCCAGCAAAGACAAAAGUCCAGAGUGGAGAGCUUCGACGGUUUCCUAUCCGGCCUGGAGGCCAAGUACUGCAAAAAAAAAGGAAAACCCCAAAAAUCACUAAAAGGAAAGAAGAAGUGAGCUGGGGGAAACAUUACUUCAUGCCUGUUCAUUUUAAUUGUUUGUUUGAGAUAGAUUUGCACUUUUGUCUUGUUUUUUUAUCAUCGUAGAACAAUAAAGUUAUUAUUCUUGCUCAAAA
Messenger RNA from Nerophis ophidion (straightnose pipefish), 1064 nucleotides. It is a transcript of the gene dnajc9, whose product is annotated as DnaJ (Hsp40) homolog, subfamily C, member 9. Gene Ontology annotation, cellular component: cytoplasm; nucleus. Lineage: Eukaryota; Metazoa; Chordata; Actinopteri; Syngnathiformes; Syngnathidae. The transcript is spliced from 5 exons. Gene Ontology annotation, molecular function: heat shock protein binding. The record is from RefSeq and is a predicted model, not a curated record. Bases 32 to 946 code for a protein of 304 amino acids.